CUUGACCGUGGCGCGUCAGAGCCAGUCGCUCGCGUGAAAGACAGCCUUACACGACUGUUGAUGUGGAUGUGAGAGGAAGUCAGAUGCAUUAGCCCGACUCACUACCCCUGUGGCUGCUAUUUAAAGUGCUAGCAAGCUAGCUAACCUCAGCUCGUUAACUUCACGAUUUUGAGGCAUCUUACGAGACGAACGGUGCGGGAAGCGGUGGGGCCUCGGGCUUGUACGACUCUGUUUACGGAGCUUAACACGUCAUAGAAACGUCCUGGCAAAAUGGACAACUUGAGUGAAGCCCUGGAGAAACUGAAGAUAGCGUCUACAGACAGCGCCACUGACAGCGUGGAAAGCUGUCUCGACUGCCUGCUCAAAGCACUUGCCAACAGCGGCACUGAAGCCAGCAUGAAGAUCCAGGAGAUGGGCAUUCUUCCCCUCUUCCCCACCUUGUUAAACCCCCAGUCGUCCUGCACCCCCAAAGUAGCCAACAUCAUAGCUGAGGUGGCGAAAAAUGAGUUCAUGCGGAGUCCCUGUGUUGAAGCCGGACUCAUCCCUCCGCUAGUCCAACUGUUAAACUCCACCGAUCAGGAGGUUUUGCUGCAGACUGGCCGAGCUCUUGGCAACAUAUGUUAUGACAGCCAUGAGGGCAGGAGUGCAGUUGACCUGGCAGGAGGGGCUCAGAUAGUAGCUGAACACAUUAAAUCCCUCUCCCAAAAUACUGAGCCGGAAAAUGAGAAGCUCUUGACUGUCUUUUGUGGCAUGCUGAUGAACUAUAGCAAUGAUAAUGAUUCCUUACAAGCCCAGCUGAUCAAUAUGGGUGUGAUUCCCACUCUGGUGAAGCUGCUUGGCAUCCAUUCCCACAACACAGCCCUGACAGAAAUGUGUCUAAUUGCCUUCGGGAAUUUGGCUGAGCUUGAGUCCAGCAAAGAGCAGUUUGCUUCUACCAAUAUUGCUGAGGAGCUGGUGCAUCUUUUCCAGAAGCAGGCAGAGCACGAGAAGAAGGAAAUGAUUUUUGAAGUUCUGGCUCCACUUGCAGAAAAUGAUGUCAUAAAGCUGCAGCUGGUGGAGGCAGGCCUGGUGGAGUGUCUGCUGGACGUGGUGGCUCAGACUGUGGAUGGAGAGCGGGAGGAGGAUAUCGCCCAACUGAAGACUGCCUCUGACCUCAUGGUUCUCCUGCUGCUUGGAGAUGAGUCCAUGCAGAAGCUGUUUGAGGGAGGAAAGGGCAGUGUCUUCCAGAGGGUCCUGUCCUGGAUACCAUCUCACAGCCAUCAGCUGCAGCUGGCUGGGGCUCUGGCCAUCGCUAACUUUGCCCGCAAUGAUGGGAAUUGCAUCCACAUGGUGGACACUGGCAUUGUGCAGAAGCUUCUGGAGCUGCUGGAUCGGCAUGUUGAGGAAGGCAACGUCACUGUUCAGCAUGCUGCACUGAGCGCCCUGCGGAAUCUGGCUAUACCUGUGGUAAACAAAUCCAAGAUGCUGUCAGCUGGUGUAGCAGAUGUGGUGUUGAAAUUUUUGCAGUCAGAGAUGCCUCCGGUCCAGUUCAAACUCCUAGGGACGUUACGCAUGUUAAUCGAUACACAAGCUGAAGCUGCAGACCACCUGGGAACCAACGGGAAACUGGUGGAAAGACUAGUGGAGUGGUGUGAAGCUAAGGAUCACGCAGGAGUAAUGGGCGAGUCCAACAGGCUUCUCUCUGCCCUCAUUCGACACAGCAAGUCCAAGGAAGUAGUGAGGACUGUCAUCCAGGGAGGAGGAGUCAAACACCUGGUUACCAUGGCAACCAGUGAGCAUAUGAUCAUGCAGAAUGAAGCGCUGGUGGCGUUGGGUCUCAUAGCCGCCCUGGAUUUGGUUGCAGCUGAAAAGGACCUGGUUGGAGCUGGCCUGGUGUCCGUCCUUCACAAGUUGUUGUCAGAUGAGAGGAGUGCGCCAGAGAUCAAGUAUAACUCCAUGGUCCUCAUCUGUGCAGUCAUGGGCUCAGAACCGCUUCACAAAGAGGUCCAGAGCUUGGCGUUUAUCAGCAUCGUCUCCAAGCUGAGGGCUCACGAAAACAAGACGGUAUCACACCAGGCGUCGCUCACAGAGCAGCGACUAACAGCCCAGAGCUAAAUGACUGAGUCUAACCCCACCCACAUCUAUCCACCUGAAUGCCUGCCUGACCACCUAAUUACCCAGUGACUCCUCACAACUGCUCGCCCCUGUGCCCCAUCGUCAUGUGCCAAGGUACCAUGUCAUGUGAACUGCCAGCCAGAUAUACAUUCAUGUCUCUAUCCAUGUCUGUCUGCCCUCCCCUCCUCCGCUAGGGUUAGACUGAUGUGCAAUACUUUGUGCUUAUAUACAAGUCAUAAAAUCUGAGUAUUGAAUUGUUAUUUUGAAUGACAAGAAUUCACCCAUAAUUCUUUACUUGUCAGGGUGAAAAGUCCUCUGUUUUUUAGACUACCACGGGACACCAACACUCUCCUCUGAAAGCCAUAUUAAUAAAAUUUAUUUAGGUGGGUUAGCAGGUCCAUAAGGCAGGCUUCAAUUCAGGCCACACACACGCGUGCACACAGACACACACGCACACACAACCCUUAAGCUGGAGUUUGGGGUCAUUUGCCACCAUUAAAAUGCUGGUAUCUUUUUAUUUUUUUAAUUAACUGAUACAUUAGUCUAACCCUAUCCCCCUCCUCUACAUGUGCAUGCAUCUCUGGUACAAGUUGCUCCAUGGGAGCUGAGGCACCAUAGACAGCCUAAUGCAAUAGAUUGAAGAAGACACUCUCUUAUGACCAUAGCUGUGACACCAUCCGCCAGUAACCCAUCAAAGAAAAUGUGCACAAAAGAACACACACACAAAAGCUUUCCUGUUGUGAAUUUUCUUUCUCUCUUUUUUUUUUUAAAGCAGACAGCCAUGAUGUGCCCAGUUGUGUCCCAUGUAGAUAGAGUAUAAACUGACUAGAAACUGUGCAUGUUUUAGUCCUGUUGAAGGUGCGCCCGUGGUCAUUUUACCUCUCCACUGCUUGCACACUCCAAAGUAUAGCCAGUCCUCCUCCUGCUGACACCUCAAGUCUUGUACUCAUUUUUUUUGCUCUUGUUCUUUAAGACUUUGAUCUAGAGUUUUUAUUCAGCUUUUAAAAUUCUGCUGUCCAAACCCUGAUCCAGGAGCUGUACAACGAAGCUCCACAGAUGUUCAGCCCAUAGCUGAAAGAGAGUCAAGCAAAGAAGCAGAUACAGUGCGAAUGUAAGAACAGAGAAGAUACCAGGAGAAUGUAGCCAAGUGCAAUCAAGAAGAGGCCAAAAUAGGAAAUUGAAUGUGUGCCUUUGUUAAUAAAUUAUCUUAAUAGAUAUAUAUAAUCUUCUGCAGGACCUCCUAGACUUUAUCCUGGACUAUCAUACUGAGGAUUGUGGUCUUGCAUUGCCAACUCCUGGAAGCUUUAGAGCCAUUUUUAUAUUGGAAUAUUAUACAAACUCACUAGCCUCUUCUGGGCAAUAAAUAAGGUUUAGAAAUAAACCGUAACAAACACAAUUCACUCUCACCAAGACAGGUCAAACAAACCAGACAAAACCAAUGACUGCACAAGAAGCCAUUUUUAUUCUGGCUACAUAGCAUCAUUCCAAUCAGUGCAUUGUCUCCUGCCUAAUCAGUGUUUGUCACUACAGUCACCUCUUCAAACUAAUUUUGCUUGUGUUGUUGUGAAGAGAAUUAAAAAAUCCAUGCGAUAUAUUUAAUAUUUUCAGACUGCUAGAGGAAUAUUUGUAGAGCAGCCAACAGGAAGAUCAGUCAGAGUACUGUAGUCCAGCACCAAGGUCCCCAAUCUGGUUUUAAUGCGCAAAAGUGCCUCAAAACUCUCAGUGGGGUCACUGCUGUACGAACACCAGGGAGUGCAGUUUGUCACCAUUCUUACAGUUUGCGUUUGUGUGUGUUAUGAAUGUACAGCUUGGGGUAGGCAGCGUGGAGCGAAGUCUGGAUUCUCAUGAGAACAGCUAAUUGAAUGCAAACAGAACAGCCACUGUUUGUGCUGCUGAGCACAGCUCCCACACCUCCCACCUCCACACCAACCCGCAACCAGUUUCUGUUUACGUACAACAGUCGGUUCUUCUAGUUAAAGGGAUUUCUUCUAACAUGCACAUCUGAGCAUGUCUGACACUGUACUUUGUUAACCACUUUGUUUCCUGGUCUGGGCCCACACUUUGGUCUGUUUAGUUUUUAAAGGUAUGAAUGGUUAUUUAUCAGAGUUGUGCUCUUCUAAAGACACAUGCCAGUAGAGAUCUAUCCUUAGUAACUGCGUAAAAUACUAUAAACAUAAAUGUUUGUUGUAAAUGUCAUUGUAUGAGUUGUAUAUUUUGGAGGACCGUAACUCAGAUAAUUGUAAUGCAGAUAAUUAAAAGAUGAUAGCUGGUGAUCACUGA
Messenger RNA from Archocentrus centrarchus (flier cichlid), 4374 nucleotides. RefSeq names its product RAP1, GTP-GDP dissociation stimulator 1 (gene rap1gds1). Gene Ontology annotation, biological process: positive regulation of GTPase activity. NCBI's taxonomy places the organism in Eukaryota, Metazoa, Chordata, Actinopteri, Cichliformes, Cichlidae. Gene Ontology annotation, molecular function: guanyl-nucleotide exchange factor activity; protein binding. The record is from RefSeq and is a predicted model, not a curated record. Bases 271 to 2094 code for a protein of 607 amino acids. The transcript is spliced from 15 exons.